Messenger RNA from Bufo gargarizans (Asiatic toad), 2333 nucleotides. Its product is annotated as serotransferrin-A-like. The transcript has 17 exons. NCBI's taxonomy places the organism in Eukaryota, Metazoa, Chordata, Amphibia, Anura, Bufonidae. Bases 110 to 2188 code for a protein of 692 amino acids. Gene Ontology annotation, biological process: antibacterial humoral response; iron ion transport. The record is from RefSeq and is a predicted model, not a curated record. Gene Ontology annotation, cellular component: early endosome; plasma membrane; extracellular region.
AGGGACAAAAUCUGUCCAGUCAGCUCCCCGCUCUGUAUAAAAAGGCGCUGACCGAUCCUGUCCUAUCUCCACAAACUGAGCUCUGGCAGUUUGUGAAGGAGACACUGAGAUGACAAUGGCAUCUACUUUCCUACUCACUUUGUGCCUUGGCAUGCUGGCAACGUGCCUCGCUGCCCCUACAAAUACCGUCCGCUGGUGUGUGAAGUCUGACCUAGAACUGAAAAAAUGCAAUGAUUUAAGCAAGACCUGUGGCACUGAGAAGACUUCCUUGUCCUGCAUCCAUAAAGCCAGCACCGACGACUGUUUCAAGGCCAUUGCUGAUGGAUCUGCAGAUGCAAUCACUUUGGAUAGUGGAGAUAUUUACAGGGGUUCUCUAAUUCCAUACAACCUGAAGCCGAUUUUGGCAGAAAACUAUGGCACUGAAAAAGAGAAAGAUACAUGCUAUUAUGCAGUUGCUCUUGUGUCAAAGUCAAGUUCAUUUAUGUUUAAUGAGCUUAAAGGCAAGACAUCUUGUCACACAGCUGUUGGGAGGUCAGCAGGCUGGAAUAUUCCAAUUGGACAGCUACUUAAGACAGGCCAAAUACAAUGGGAAGGACCAGAAGAUCAAAGUAUUGAGAAAGCUGUUGCAGGGUUUUUCGCAGCUAGUUGUGCCCCAGGUGCCAAAGAAGAAAAACUGUGCAGACAGUGUCCAGUACAAGGAAAGGACAAGAGGUGUAAGAAAACUCAAAGUGAGAUAUAUUAUGGCUACGCUGGUGCUACUAGAUGUUUGAAAGAUGGAAAGGGAGACGUGGCUUUCGUGAAUCACAUUAUUCCAGAGGAAUUACAUAAGGAUUACGAGCUGCUGUGCCUAGACAAUACCAGGAGAUCAAUCAGCGAUUAUGAAAAAUGUUUUUGGGGAAGAAUCCCGGGUCAUGCUGUGGUGACCGGUCAAGAUGAGAGCAAGAUUCAAGCUAUUACUGAAUUCCUCACGCAGGCUCAGACCAAACAAGACUGCAAACUGUUUUCUUCCCCUCACGGGGACAAUCUAAUGUUCAAAAACUCAGCAACGUCCCUCAUUCCCCUCCCAGCUAAGAUGGAUGCCUCUUUAUAUUUGGGAAAAGAUCUUUAUGAUUCCAUGAAAGCACUGCACAAAGAGAUAGAAGAGCCAUCUGAAGAAAAGAUCCGCUGGUGCACACAGACCAAAGAGGAGAAGUCAAAAUGCGACACCUGGAGUAUUUCAAGUGCAGGAGCCAUUGAAUGUGUGGAGGCUUCCCUUGCAGAAGAAUGUAUUACAAAGAUUGCGAAAGGAGAGGCUGAUGCAGCUACAUUUGACGGAGGAUACCUGUAUACAGCAGGGGCAUGCGGGCUGGUUCCAGCAAUGGGAGAGAUUUAUGAUGCUAAUGAGUGCAAAGGAACAGGAUCAACACCAGGCUCAUAUUUCGCUGUUGCCAUUGCAAAGGCAAGCGAUCAGAACAUCUCAAUGAAGAAUCUUAAAGGUAAAAAAUCAUGUCACACAGCCGUUGGACGCACCGCUGGAUGGAAUAUACCUUUUGCUCUUGUCCAUAGCGAAACUGAAACUUGUGAUCUGUCAACUUUCUUUAAAGAGAGCUGUGCACCUGGUGCUGAUGUUAACUCAAACCUCUGCAAAUUGUGUGCUGGUGACCCACAGAAACCACUGGAUGACUCAAAAUGUUUGGCAAAUAACAAAGAACUGUACUAUGGCUACCAUGGAGCAUUCAGGUGCCUUGUUGAGAAAGGAGAUGUUGCUUUUGUGAAGGACGCGACUGCCUUUGAGGUCUUUAAUGAUAAUCCUGAAUGGCUGAAGAAUAUGAAGAAAGAGGAUUUCCGUCUACUAUGUAGAGAUGGCACUAGCAGACCCUUGUCGGACUAUAACAAGUGCAACCUUGCUCAAGUUCCCGCUCAUGCUGUUGCUACUACACCAAGCAGAAAAGACGUGGUUGUAAGAAUUCUUAAAGAACAGCAGAUUACAUUUGGAAAGAACAACAACCAGUCCCAGUUCAGCAUGUUUAAGUCUUCAGGAAGGAGAGAUCAGCUCUUCAAGGAUUCUACAGAAUGCUUACGUGAAAUUAAAGUGGCGACAAUGAAUGAGUUCCUUGGAAAGGAGUACUCCGAAGUUAUGUCUUCACUUAGCAAAUGUACACAAUCAGAACUGCAAGCAGCUUGCACCUUUCAUACCUGCAAGAUCUAAAAGAUUUAGUCCUGGUCGAAUAUUGUCACCUAUAUUCCUACUCAUUUAUUGCCUUGUUACUCACGUUAAAAAAAUGAAUGUCCUUCCUUCACACAUUUGUCACAUGCCUGUCAUCUUACAAUAAAUAGAGUGAGAUUUUAUUUUA